Messenger RNA from Amphimedon queenslandica, 2402 nucleotides. RefSeq names its product polyadenylate-binding protein 4-like. The coding region runs from base 123 to 1202 and encodes 359 amino acids. Lineage: Eukaryota; Metazoa; Porifera; Demospongiae; Haplosclerida; Niphatidae. The record is from RefSeq and is a predicted model, not a curated record. Gene Ontology annotation, molecular function: RNA binding. The transcript is spliced from 2 exons.
GUUGUGUCACGUGGUUAUGGUUAUUCAUAGUGACAUAAUAAUAUUCAUAGCAUGACUCAGGGGAAAAUUGAGGGUUGGAAUUGGCUAGUGAAACUAAGUGAAAGUAGUGAUUCCCUGUGAAGAUGAGCAGUUACAGAUCGCAUAGAAGUGACAGGACUUCAAGACGUAGCGCUCAUUCUACAACGAGCACUAGAGUAGUCUCGGCAGCUAGAUCAUUUCCCAGGCUACAACCCGGGACUAAACCCACGGUCACAGGGGGGAGACAGUACACCAUCAAGGUAAAUCAUCUUCCUCUUGAUACCAAGGAAAGGGAAGUGUAUGAAUAUUACAGAAAUUUUGGAUCCAUUUCUAAUCUCAGAGUCAUAUCCAGCUCCAGUGAAUCCUAUGCUCUCAUUAAUUAUGAAACCGACACUGAUGCUGAAGAGGCAAUGAGACAUACCAAUGGUAAAGAAGUUUUUGGCUGCACUGUUAGAGUAGUAUGUAAAUGGAAAGACAACGCUCAAGUUCAACACACUCUGAAAGUGACAAAUCUCUCGCUGAAUGUAACUCAGGAGGAAAUGGAAGAUGUUUGUCGUAGCUAUACAGAUUAUCAAAGUCUUAAAGUUAAUAAGGGAUAUGCUUAUGUCAAUUUUUCAUCACUACAAGGUGCAGCAACAGCAAUGGAAUUUUUAAAGAAAGUGAAAUUUUAUGGGCAAUGCCCCAUCGUCAAAUUACAAGAUAAAGAUUCUAUUCAAGUCUCUCCUAAUCCUCCUCAAAUUCAGGCCUACACCUUCUCACCUUCUUUUACUCAUCCUCCAGCCCAUAGUCCUCUUCCUUCAGCUUCACCUGAUGGUUGUAUUCCUCUUCCAACUCAAACUCAUAUUCCUCCUCUAGCUCGUGUUUUUCCUCGUGUCCCUCUUUCAGCUCCUCAUUCUCAUGCCUUUCCUUUUCCUGUUUGUCACUCGUCUCAAGCUCAGCUUAGUCAUAACAGGAAAUCCACAGCACAGUCAAGCACAGGAGAAUCAUCAACUAUUAAAGCUACAUUUGGUUCUAGUGGAAUUACAGGUGAGGUUCUAGAGGCAUACUUUUGUCAAUUUGGUAAGGUCCUGAAAACUGCUAUAAUAUCAGGGAAUCCUGACUAUGCAUAUGUCAAUUUGAGUCAAGUGAAGAAGCAAAGGCUGCCUGUACCUCAAAAAAGGUGCAUCUCGAUGGUGUGCAGGUGAAUAUCAAACUCAGUAAAAAGCAGCUGUCAGUUGAAAAGGGUUCAAAAGUGGUUACUUAUGAGGAAGAUAUACUUGUUAAUUUAAUUACUACUUACAAAUUUCCAGAAUUGGAGUUUCAGCUUUCUAAUGUGUCUGCAAAACCAUUAAAAGAUGGAAGAGGCAUUCUUAUUUCCGGUGACAAGGAUAAAGUAGAAAUGGCCGAAAGUAUUGUACGAUUACAUAUGCAGCUACUUCAAAGUCAGAUAAUAACAGAGUCGAUCAAUCUCGAUUGUCAGUUCAUACCUUUAUUAAAAGAUCCUCAAUUAUUUCAGAAUAUAGAGCAGGAGAAUGGUGUGGAGUUUAGUAUAAAGCUGUCUAAUGGUUCUACCAAAUCUAUUGUUACUUUCUCCAGUACGAUAGCUAGUGCAAUGUCUAGUUCAUAUCCAUUGACUAUUGAGAGUAUUUCUGAUUAUUUAACUAGUUCAGGUGCUAGUGUUGUCUCUUGGAAAUUCUUGGAUGAUGAUCACAAAUUCACACUCAUGAGUGCUACUGAUUCAGCUGAAAUUGAAAAACUCUAUCAGCAACAUCUUCAUUCACAACGUCUCAUUCAUCAUUCUCUAAUUUCUCCUUCUUACAGCAUAGGGAAAUGGCGAUACACUUAUGAUUUUGAUGACAUGAUACAGUCCAACACCACAACACAAAAGGAACGUAAAAUCAAACGCAUACCAGCUCUAGAUUCAUCAUCACUCUGUCUAUCCUGUCGUGGUUUAAAGGAAAGUGUUCAAGUUUCUAUAGCUAGUUUACGUAAGAAAUUAGAAGGGAUGGUUACCAUGAAAGCAUUUGGAGGCUGCAGUACUGAGCAUAUCAUUGAGUUGGCACAAUCAUUUUGUGUCAAAGUGGAAUCAUCAUUUCCUAAUAUUUUAGUGUUUGGUGAUGGUGACUAUUUGACAAAAGUAUUUCUUGUUCUAGCAGAAAAACGAGCCAGCCUUCAAUCUGUUCCACUUUCAUCAUCGUCAUCUUUUCCUCCUGAGUGGGAGCCACAAACUAAAAAUACUGAACUGAAAUCUGUUAAAGUAAGCUCUCUUGAAUGGACUAAGGUUGUGAGUGCUAUCAAGAAGACAAUGGUGGGAUCUGGUGCAAAUAUUUUAAAAAUUGAGAGGAUACAGAACAAAUUUUUAUACGAAAAAUAUGACUUAUGCAAGAAAAGAAUGCACGAGAAAA